Molecule: messenger RNA, 1035 nt
Organism: Paramecium sonneborni
Lineage: Eukaryota; Ciliophora; Oligohymenophorea; Peniculida; Parameciidae
Source: the annotation of a GenBank genome assembly
AUGAAAUUAUUAGAAAAAAUAGAUAACGCUAAAACAUAAAAAGCUAUUCUAAAACAAAGCGAAGAUGAUAUGAAACAAUAAUUACUUGAAUAUGACAUUAGAAAAGUUGAUAUCUCAAAAUAAGUUUUAUAAAUUCAAGAUUUAAAUUAAAAAAACUAUUUGUAAGGAAUCAUCAAAUAAGGAGAACUUAAAAUAGUAAUUAUUAUAACAAUAAUCAAUUAGGAAAAUGUUGAACUUCAAAUUUAAGAAAAAAGAAGAAGAUAUUAAGAAACAAUUUAAGAUGAAUAAGUUAGAUAAUUAAGAACUUAAAUUCAUUAAUAAUAAUAAACUAAACAUGUUCAAAGUGCAAAAUCUAAAUCUAGUUAUUAAAAUGGACCUAAAAAAGUUCCUAGUUUACCUGGAGUUGAUUCUCCUUACUAUUAAAUUACAGGAGGAUAAACUCAUAUUGUUUAAAGGUAUUUCUAUAUAAUAUAUAAUAGGCAUUAAAAAUAAAAAUCUCAUCUUAAAUUACCUCCUGUUUUAUAAAUGGGUUAAUUUUAAAAAUCUCCUAAAACCUAAAAUUCAAAUUUAAACAAUAGGAAUUAUAAUUUAAUAGAUAAUCCACUUAAAUAUCGAAUGGCUCAAAGAUAUACAACUAGAUUAAAUAGACCUCCAUCUUAUCGUCCUCCAAGUUCUUCUAGAAAAUCUGCCUUAGGAAAAUAUGUUAACAGAUCUUUGGAUUUAGACAGCGGUAGAGAAAGUGUCAACAAAAGUUCUGGAGAUUUGUAAAAUUCAGUUAGUCUUAGGAAACUUAAAAAACUUCAUUAAGAAUAUUAAUAAUAAAGAUUUGAGAGAGUCAUGAGUGGUAAAAAAAAUUAAAAGUCUAUGCCAUAUUUUGGCAGCAAGAUUCUUUUGCCAGGAAUGGUUCACAAAUCACCUUAUGUUAAAAACUUUCAAAAUAAUCAAGAACCAAUUGAAGUAAAAAAAGAAAGAUUAAAAAUGCUCAAUAUUAAUCUUAAAGCUUAAUAUGGCGAUAAAUUUUCGAUGCAAAAUUGA